GUACCAGUCUACAUAACAUGGACGGUGCGAAAGAACCCGAAGAACAUAAUCAUGUUCAGAAUAAACAUUCUUUAAACAACGGGGAAUACACACAAGUCGAAAAUGCGCUAGAUGCCAAUAAAUCCAGCAGUGAUGACAAAAGUAUUGAGAAAUCUGAGCUACGAACAGUGCUGGAGAGCUUUCUAAACAAGACAAUGAAAAUCAAGAUGUCAGAUGGACGAUCGCUGAUAGGAUCAUUCUUGUGCACAGAUAAGGAUGCUAACCUGAUACUUGGCAACUGUCAGGAGUACAUUUACCCUCCAACCCCAGAAUUUGAAGUGUUUGACAGUUUAGUUCGCUCCUAG
Priapulus caudatus is the source of this 344-nucleotide messenger RNA. Its product is annotated as N-alpha-acetyltransferase 38, NatC auxiliary subunit-like. The record is from RefSeq and is a predicted model, not a curated record. Bases 18 to 344 code for a protein of 108 amino acids. Gene Ontology annotation, cellular component: NatC complex. The transcript is spliced from 3 exons. NCBI's taxonomy places the organism in Eukaryota, Metazoa, Priapulida, Priapulimorpha, Priapulimorphida, Priapulidae.